AUGAGAGAAGUAGUUAGUUUAAAUGUCGGCCAGGCGGGUUGUCAAAUCGCAAAUUCGUGCUGGGAGUUGUAUUGCCUGGAACAUGGUAUUCAGCCCGACGGAUACCUGACUGAGGAACGGAAAGCUGCCGACCCAGACCACGGAUUCAACACAUUCUUCUCUGAAACAGGCCAGGGAAAAUAUGUCCCUCGAACCAUCUACUGUGACCUUGAACCAAAUGUCGUCGACGAAGUCCGCAGCGGGCCCUACCGUGCCCUCUUCCAUCCAGAACAGAUGAUCACUGGGAAGGAGGAUGCAUCGAACAAUUAUGCUCGUGGCCAUUAUACCGUAGGCAAGGAGAUGAUUGACCAAGUUCUUGACAAGGUUCGCCGCGUGGCAGACAACUGCGCUGGUCUCCAAGGAUUUUUGGUUUUCCACUCCUUUGGAGGCGGAACGGGGUCCGGCUUUGGUGCACUUCUUAUGGAGCGCCUGUCUGUAGACUAUGGCAAGAAAACAAAACUGGAGUUUUGCGUCUACCCUGCCCCGCAGAAUGCUACGUCGGUCGUCGAACCUUACAAUUCGAUACUCACAACGCAUACGACUUUGGAGCAUUCGGAUUGCAGUUUCAUGGUGGAUAACGAGGCAAUAUACGACAUCUGUCGCCGGAACCUAGGCAUUGAGAGACCAAGUUUUGAAAAUCUAAACCGGCUGAUAGCUCAAGUUGUUUCUUCCAUUACGGCUUCACUCCGAUUUGACGGCUCCCUCAACGUCGACCUGAAUGAGUUCCAGACCAAUUUGGUGCCCUAUCCCCGCAUACACUUCCCCCUGGUUGCCUACGCCCCAGUUGUCUCCGCGGCUAAAGCAUCCCACGAAUCCAACUCUGUUAUGGAAGUGACCAUGUCUUGCUUCGAACCCAAUAACCAGAUGGUCAAGUGCGAUCCCCGGAAUGGCAAAUACAUGGCAACCUGUCUCCUGUACCGUGGAGAUGUUGUACCCAAGGAUGUACAUGCUGCUGUGGCGACCUUGAAGACGAAGCGCACCAUUCAAUUUGUUGACUGGUGUCCCACCGGCUUUAAGAUUGGUAUCUGCUACCAGCCUCCCCAUAUGGUCCCCAAUGGAGACCUUGCCAAGGUCAACCGCGCUGUAUGCAUGUUGUCCAACACAACUGCCAUUUCUGAAGCAUGGUCCGCGCUCUCGCACAAGUUCGACCUGAUGUACUCCAAGCGCGCAUUUGUCCACUGGUACGUAGGCGAGGGUAUGGAAGAAGGCGAGUUCUCAGAGGCGCGUGAGGACCUGGCCGCAUUGGAGCGCGACUAUGAGGAGGUGGCCAGCGAUUCAAUGGAAGAGGAGAUUGAGCCAGAGUACUAA
This is a messenger RNA of Paracoccidioides brasiliensis Pb18, 1347 nucleotides long. RefSeq names its product tubulin alpha-1 chain. The record is from RefSeq and is a predicted model, not a curated record. Gene Ontology annotation, molecular function: structural constituent of cytoskeleton; GTP binding. Gene Ontology annotation, cellular component: spindle; microtubule; cytoplasm. The transcript has 7 exons. Gene Ontology annotation, biological process: microtubule cytoskeleton organization; nuclear division; nuclear migration by microtubule mediated pushing forces. The coding region runs from base 1 to 1347 and encodes 448 amino acids.